This is a messenger RNA of Microdochium trichocladiopsis, 9086 nucleotides long. RefSeq lists its product as uncharacterized. The coding region runs from base 1 to 8736 and encodes 2911 amino acids. NCBI's taxonomy places the organism in Eukaryota, Fungi, Ascomycota, Sordariomycetes, Xylariales, Microdochiaceae. Gene Ontology annotation, molecular function: protein binding; protein serine/threonine kinase activity. The record is from RefSeq and is a predicted model, not a curated record. The transcript has 5 exons. Gene Ontology annotation, biological process: DNA repair.
AUGCGAGCAAUACUGAUUCAGACAAGCAACAAACUGGUCGACAAAGACUACCAUAGCAUCACGGAGGCGCUCUUUCAAUAUGCAUUGUCCGAAAAGCACGCCUAUUACAGAAGCAGAUCAAACAGUUCAACUGCUGGAAGGCUACGGGACUGUGCCGAAGCCUUGCGACUGGUCUUGGAAAUCUCGUCAGGCAAGCUCAGACGCAAGACAUUGCUGUCGGUCGUUGACCACAUUGUACAGACUCUUCCAGCUCCUGAUGGCACCCAAGUCGUGCCGCUCUUUGCGGACUACGUCAAGGCUCUUAUGACAUUACUGGCUCAUCCCCCGAAUGUCGAAUUGCUUGCUCAGUUGGAUGGCGAAGGGUGGUUCACGUCGGUCGAUUUUGUCACCCAACUUCUUCAGCGAGAUCAGCCAGCUCCUGAUAGAGACUCGGCUUCCGCACGCAGCUCACCAGCUCCAACCGGCGGCUUCUCUGCCUCGCUGGUGACAUCCAGCAGCAGGUCAGCCCUGGUCUUGGGCAGAGGCAAGACUGGUGGUACCACUCACACGAUUACAGACGCCUUGACAAAAUGCAUUUUCUACCUCUCACAGUCGCCAAAUGCGCCCUUACUGGAGCGCGGCCACUCACUAUCGUACGCCGCAGUUCGAUUGCUCGAAGGCCAGUCUUCUUCUAUGAACCAGCUGCAAUUCUAUGCAUUCGCUACCAUAAAUCAAGUCCUGUUACAGAUCGGGGCAGACGAUAUCGAGCUGGCAAACUCGCUAGCCGCGGAAGUCUUACCUCUUGUCAUCUUCUGGUGGCGGGCAAAGGAUUCAAAUAAGGACGCGCUUGUCAACAGCAUUAGGACCGAAAUGCUCAGUCUAAUGCUGCAGCUUGAGCCACAUCUCGAGUAUCUGAUUUGCCAGUCUCCAGAAUCAGCUCUAUGUGCACACGUUGACGAGCUGGCCGAUGUCUUGUGGGACGAGUAUUCACACAGAGAUGCAAAUACGCAGCUUCAGCUCGACCACCUCGUGUUCUACGAUGACACUGCGGUCUCCGCGGCCACUCCAUUCACGUAUGGGUGGUUUGCAUUAAAACCAUUUGGUGUUGAGCACGAGAGCAAAUGGGGAAUCAUACAAGUUCUCGCUCAGGUGGAGGCUCUGACGCGGCGAGAAUCCGCCACUUCAUCUCACAGGGUCGACACUGAUGAACAACCACGAAAGCGGCAGCGAACUACUCGGGGCCCAAACAGCUUACGCCAACGACUGCAGAGUCCGGACAAACUGAUACAGCAGGUCGCCUUACAAGUAGUGUCGUUCUUUGCAUCGCGCGAAACACUCCGUGCCGAUGAGAUCCACGAUCUGCUUUCUCUGCUCGUGAAUUUCCUCGGGCACAAAGACACAAAAUUCUCGUCAUGGGCAAUGAUAUCCUGCGCGAGCCUCUCCUAUCAGGCCAACGCACUGCAUUCUUCCUUGUCCCAUCUCUGGCGACAAGCAUGGCAACUUGCGGUCCGGGUAGUUGGCAUGAGUUCAACCAGUCGUGCAUCUAGCGUUCUGCUCACAUCUGUCAUGACGAAUAAUGUCCUGGAGUAUCGCGAGAUUGCCGGCGACCUUGGUAGCAUUGUGAACACCUCAGAGACGAAUGGGCCCGCAAUCGUGCUGGACUCAACCUUGAUGCUCAUGGCCACCGUACUGCGAGUGAUGAACCAUCAAGUUCCUAAUUCGAGUUACAACACAUGCACACGUAUCAUACGAUGGGCGUUCCUGAGGUGGGACCCAGCCGAUGAGACCUACAUUGCCAAUUAUUCAAGACACUGCAAUCCUCUUGACCUUUUCAAUCUCCUGGCAGCUGCAUCGGGCCUGACGCCUUUCAAGAAUCCUGGCGCAUACAAGACUUACCAUGGGCCGAUCGGGGAGACACUGAGCGUUAUCAAGGACCGAGCCGACAUCCUGGGUUACAUUCUCUUACUCAGUAGCGCAGACCUGACGCAAACCUCACCACCUUCAGCAGAGCGAGCAAGCAUACCUUCAUCAAAUGCCGCGAGUGCCUCCACAUCUCAAGCAACCAGGAAACUGGCGACAGAACUUCUCUAUCCCAAGAUCGAGGAGGUCCUUGAUCUCUGUGGCAGCUGGUCGUCUCAAAGGGAGCAGAAGAAUGCGGCUGUGUAUAUCACUCGAGAAAAGCUGCAAAGCGCGCUAAGUAGCCUGAUCACAGCGGCGCUGUGCCUGCCACAUCUGGUAGGAGAGCAAAGCCGUCAAUGGCAAGACAUGGAGCUGAGCAUCUUCUCAACCCUGAGCAGCCUUCUCGACAAUGUUGCGAUGAACGCCGACCUGGAGUCCUUGCACCAGUGUAUCCUCAGCCUAGUUCGGCGCUAUCUUCCAAGUCUACUCAGUGAACAGACCAGCAAGCUGCCGCAUGCCUGGUCGCAACUCCAUCGGCUGCUCGCGGAUGUUUCGAAGGCCAUCCGACAGGGGCCCAGCAGCAGCUUAGGUGCAGAUACAGAGCCAGAGAUGGACGUCGAUGACGACUUCGAUGAUUACCGAGGAGCGUCGCGGAAGAAGUCAAAACAAGUCGAGGUGCCACGUCGGGAGUCUGCCAUCGCAGCAAGCUCUACUGCAUUUUUCGCGGACACGGCACAACGAUUGCGUUUCGUGGAACUGCUGUACGAAGACAAGAAUCAAAUUGGGCUCAUCCCGACGACAUUCCUUGGGGAACUUUUGUCCUGCCCAGACGAACAGUUGCUGCUUUGCCGCGACUUGAUCAAAGAUAUUGUCGAGACUGAUUUGAUCAUCCACCCAGACGAUGCUUGUGCCAUUAUCGAACGCGCUGGAAUGCUGAUUGGACGUUCGGCGUAUUCCGGUUGCGAAGUAGCGCUUGAUUUAUGUCUAGACGUCAUGCAAGGGCUCAUGCCAAUGUGGUCUGAAGGUAAAGGCGAGAUGGCUCUACAAGUGGGCGACUUGUACACCUUCUUCUUGACCAGAGGCCUUGGAAACAACAUAUUGUCGCCGGAUGGACACAAGCGAUUCGCAAGCUUGCUCCUUCGUCUGACACAGCUGCAUGACAAGUUUCUGGAAGAAAAUGGGCUCGAGCCAACGACGAAAUCCCUCCUGAACCUCAUGGGCUCCGCAAACAUUCCGGUCAAAUUUUAUAUCGGUCAAAGGCUGCCGGCAUUGUUCGGACGUUUUGUCCUAAAGGUCCACGAUGAAGUUUUCGUCGAUGUUCUUGACAGCCUCCCGAACGAUAUAGCGUCGUUCGAGGGUAUCUCAUUGCGGCUGUACGUCCUGUCGGAACUGGCCAAGACGUGGCCUACGCUGCUCCGCCGAUGUGUAUACCAUAUUUUCGAAACACCAGGCAACAUCCCGAGGUCUAAACCACACGCGACGCAUUGCCUCGAGGUCAUUUCCAAGAACCUGAAGCUCAGCAGCCCGCAAGAAUUGUUCGACCUUUUCGCACCGCAGCUCCUGUAUACAUGGCUUGAAAACGACACCUUUGACGUCAUUCCUUUCGAGAUAUUCAGUUUUGAUGUCCGCGAGGACCUGCUGAAGAGAGCUCAGGCCGAGAUACUGGCAGUCAUGAUAAUACGAGGGCAGGAUGAGGCAAUCACCGAAUUUGCUGCCGCCCUCGAGGCUCCGGUUGACCAGCUCUUCCAGCGAAGCUUCUCCAAGAUCAUAGCAUACAGCAUGGCACAUGAUAUCAGUGUACCUCGGCCUCAACAUGGCUUGAGCGGAGAAAGUCGAGUCCGAAAGAUACUAGGCCGUGAAAGGUUCCUUGAAAACAUAUAUGUCAACUUCGCAGACAUUCUCGCCGUGUUCUUUUUCCUCAUGGAUCAAGAGGACCCAAUCGAGCGUUCCUGGUCCAAGGAUGAGCAAUUCAAUUACGCUGCGGCUGCAAUGGCGGAGAUUCGCGACUGUGGACACUCCGAUGUGGUUCUGGCUGCCAACCAACAGCCAACAUAUCGAGCAAAGUAUCUGAACCGAGAGAUUGCCCUCCUAUGCAGCCGUACGGAGUAUGAGCCACAUUUACUCUGGACGCCCGCAUUGGUUGUCAAAGUCGCAAGACGCCUUUUGGUCAGCGUACACCCCGCCCUCGGACCACUUCAUGCAUGUGCAGUUCUUCGGAAAGUUCGGGUGCUUGUGUGCCUGGCUGGCCCUCACGCACUGAGUGCAUACCCAUUGAUGAUGUUGCUACAUUAUAUUCGACCGUUCAUCGUGGAACCCGAGUCAGCCGAUGAUGCUUUGGGCUUGACCAAGUACAUGCUAGAGAGGGGUUCCGACAGCCUCACUCAAUGUCCAUCAUUCCUUGCAGGUUAUGCGUUGUCCAUUCUUGCCUCGCUCCGGGUUUUCCUCGAGAGCACACAGUCAAGCACCACGCAAGAAAGCCAAUUCAAAGCAACCAUGAGCAAGGCACAGCAGUUUCAUGUGUGGCUCCAGCGUUUCCUUGACAAGUACGAGUCGCCCAUCCUUCACACUGAGCAAUCACGAGCCGCAUUCAAGGUUAUUACACAGUCCGCUGCACACAUCCGCUCCUCUGGCAAUGCAGAGAAAGACACGCACGAGAGUCGAUUGUUGUUAGAAAUUCUCCACGACAAGACGAAUCGCACAUCUCUGCUCAACGAAUCAUCUCGGGAACUCGCCUUGGCUCUUCUCUGUGGGAAGUUCAGAGUUCCUGAGUCUGUUGAUAUCGACGUGAUUGGGGAUGAUUUGACUGCUAGGGAGAUCUCGCAAGCUGUCUGGGACAGUUGCCAUGCCCCAGUCCUCAGCGAUGACUUCCUGGCCUGGGCCGGCCGAGUGAUCGGUCGGAGUUUUGCAGCCUCCGGACACAUUGACGACGGGAUUCUCAAGGAGUCCGACCUCCCCCAUUAUGGCAGAUUGACGUUUGAUGAGUUCGACUCUGAGUUGGCUCUGGUGAACCUCACACAGUCUCAUACGACGGACAGUAGUAGCAUAACUGCUGGGAUGGCAGAGGCUGCACUUCGCAUCGUCGUGUCCGAAGCUGCCAGUGAGGGCGACCAUGCGCUGAGCGCGGCCUGCCAAAGGGCCAUUUCACCACAGCUAUUAGCAGCAUCGAACUGGAACCCAUACCGAUGCCCGCCCUCUGACAUUCCGGCCACUUCCGUAGUCCCUGAAGACCAUCUAUAUUCUGCGGAAGCCUUUGCAACUUCCAGCUGGUCCCAGGAUCUUGCGGUUCAGUUAGCGAUGUCCGUACCUGGCAAUAUCCUGCUGAGCUCUUUACCGGGCUUGUUGCACAACAUCCGAGGUUUUGCUCUCCAAGCGUUUCCUUUCGUCCUUCAUCUGGUCUUGUUGCACGAAAAGGACAAGCACAAUACGGCACGUAAGAAGAUCUCGGCAGCAGCAAAGUCGUGGCUCAAACAAGACUCGGCGGCUGCUCUGGACAACAUGAGGGUGUUGCUGAAUGCUCUCCUAUAUCUACGCACGCAGAAGAUCCCGGGAGAGACAUCAAUCGCGGGGCGCACGCAGUGGCUCGAUAUCGACUUGUCAGCAGCUAGUGCUGCCGCCGCCAACUGUGGCAUGAGCAAAACAGCUCUACUCUUCAUUGAAAUCGCAAGCUCGGAGCCAUCGCGCACAUCUCGUCGGUCGUCAGCUGCGCGCGCUCUGGGCGAUACUGAUCUACUUCUCGAUAUUUUCGAGAAUAUCGACGACCCCGAUGCUUACUACGGCAUAUCUCAGGCAUCUAAUCUGGGCAGCGUAUUGUCUCGCAUCGAGUAUGAGAACGACGGGGGCAAAAGUUUGGCAUUCCGCGGAGCACAAUUUGAUAGCAACCUCCGCAACAACAUCACCGCUGCAAGAGCUGACAGCCAAUCGUUGGUUGGCAUUCUUAAUAACGUGGGACUUCCCGGCAUUGCCCAGUCACUUCUUCAGACACAGACGAGCCUUGAUUCGUCGAGCGUGACAGUCGCCAGUACCUUUAGCACUGCAAGAAGGCUCGAGUCGUGGGAUUUGCCUGUUCCGGCAUCCACAACGGACCCAUCCGUUGCAUUAUACAAAGCUUACCAGGGAUGCUACCAAGCAGACAGACUCACGGGAGCCAGAAGGGCUAUUUACAAUAGUCUCAGCGAGACGGUUCGUAUUGCUACUCGACAAAACCUGCGAGCAAUUGAUGUCCGCGAAUCUCUCAGAGUCCUUGCUGCCUUGACUGAGCUUGAUGAUGCACUGAACACGAAGGAUCAGGGGAAUGCAGAAAAGCUUCUCAAGGACUUUGAGGAUAGAUCCCAAUGGAUGCAGAGUGGCAGAUAUGAGGAUGUCGGCCAGAUUCUCUCGUGUCGUCAGACCACCUUGAGUAUGAUUUCGCGAACCGCUGAGUUAAGGGGACUUGCUGGACUUCAGCAAGCAGAAACAAGACUUACCGAGUUCAAGUCCAUGAUCCUCUCGUCUGGGAUAUACAGAUACCACAAAGCAACCCAGGAGUCUUUAAAUAUCGCUGUAUCCAUGGCAGAUCUUGUCAAGCCAAGCGAAGAGCUUGGGCUCUUUCUCGACUCUGCCGCGCGGGUCGAGAUGGCCAGUUCUCUUUGGGACCACGGGGAGAUGAUACCGUCUAUCCGCAUGCUCCAAGCAGUGGACGAAGACCGGGCCCUCGAGAAGCAGAGCAUUGUUGUGAGUCGACCGGCUCUGCUUGCCAAGAUCGGCGAUCAGAUGUCCACUGCACGACUCGAGAAACCCGAGACAAUCCAGAAGAACUACUUGCAGCCGGCGUUGAGAGAGCUCAAAGGGCAGGUCGAUGGCCGCGAGGCGGGCAAAGUAUAUCAUCAAUUUGCGCGGUUUUGUGACGAGCAAUUACAAAACCCGGACGGGCUAGAAGACCUGGCACGACUCCAGAGCUUGCGGCGGGGCAAGAAUGAUGAAGUUGCCCAGCUCAAGGAGUUAAUCUCCAGCGCAAAGGACUCGCAAGUCAGACACCGCUACCAGAAUCAUCUUGCCAAAGCCCGACAGUGGCUUGAGCUUGAUGAGCAAGAGCUCCGUCGUGUCGAGCAGAGCCGCGCGGAUUUUGUCAGGCGCAGCUUGGAGAGCUACCUUCUGUCACUUAUGGCAUCGGACGCUUACAAUGAUGAUGCACUGCGAUUCAGUGCCCUGUGGCUUGAAAGGUCUGGCGAGCAGUUGACGAACGAGGCAGUCGGGAAGUAUAUUGGCAAAGUGCCGACUCGGAAAUUUGCGCCACUUAUGAAUCAGCUCACCUCCCGACUGCUUGACCACGACAACUUGUUCCAAAAUCUCUUGACCGAGCUGGUGUAUCGCAUAUGUGUCGACCAUCCAUACCAUGGCAUGUACCAAAUCUGGUCUGGAGCACGAGCUCGCACCAAUUCCAAAGACGAAAUCGCCGUGUCACGACAGGAAGCCACCAAUAAGAUCGCCAGGCGGCUCGCGCAGACUGAGUCAUCGUCCAAGAUCUGGGCGGCAAUUGACAAGACGAGCAAGUACUACCACGGGCUUGCCGCGGAAAAGGAUCCGAGCCGGUAUAAAGCUGGUCAGAAAAUCGCCAUCUCUGAAUCCACUGCAGGAAAGAAUCUUGGCCAGGUCCUAGCCAAGUGGCGGAUCCCUCCACCCACAGCGCACAUCGAGCUCUCUCCAAGUCGCGACUACAGUCAUGUCCCAUACAUAGUCAAACUGGAGUCUCACAUGUCCAUCGCCUCAGGCGUGAGCGCACCGAAGAUCAUUACAGCGGUCGGAAGCAAUGGAGGAAGGUUCAAACAGCUGGUGAAAGGAGGCAACGAUGAUCUCCGCCAAGACGCCAUCAUGGAACAGGUAUUCGCGUCUGUUUCCGCAGUGCUGAAGAGGCACAGGGCUACGCAGCAGCGAAACCUUGGCAUUCGGACGUAUAAGGUACUUCCGUUGACCUCGGCUUCGGGCAUCAUUGAGUUCGUUCCCAACACAAUUCCGCUGCACGAAUACCUCAUGCCUGCACACGAGCGAUACUACCCGAAGGAUCUCAAGGGCAGUCACUGCCGCAAGGAGAUUAACAAUGUGUCCAACAAGUCCAACGAAGUUCGCGUGGCGACGUACAAAAAGGUUACCGAAAGAUUCCACCCUGUUAUGCGCUACUUCUUCAUGGAGAACUUUGUCGAUCCCGACGAGUGGUACGCCAAGCGCACGGCAUAUACGCGCACCACGGCGGCGGUGUCGAUUCUAGGCCAUGUCCUUGGCUUGGGCGAUCGUCAUGGGCACAACAUCCUGCUUGACUCCAAGACCGGCGAGGUGGUUCACAUCGAUCUAGGAGUAGCUUUCGAGAUGGGUCGAGUGUUACCCGUCCCGGAGCUUGUGCCUUUCCGCCUGACACGCGACAUUGUGGACGGCAUGGGCAUCACCAAGACCGAAGGGGUCUUCCGUCGUUGCUGCGAGUUCACGCUUGACGCGCUGCGCGAGGAGUCAUACUCGAUCAUGACGAUUCUCGACGUGCUCAGAUACGAUCCGCUGUACAGCUGGUCCAUCAGCCCUGUGCGCAUGGCGAAGCUGCAAGACACCCGCCAGGCUGACGGUGGUGGCGAGAAUAACAACGUGGCGGAUUCAGUCAUCGAAACACGUGGGGAGAGCAGGAGGAACGGAGGAGGAGGAGGAGGAGGAGGAGGAGGAGCGGCUGCCGCCGGGAUGAUCAACGAGCCGAGCGAGGCGGACCGCGCGCUCGAGGUGGUACGCAAGAAGCUCAGCAAGACGCUCAGUGUCACGGCGACCGUCAACGAGCUGAUCAAUCAGGCUACCGACGACAAGAAUCUUGCUGUGCUGUAUUCUGGCUGGGCUGCGUAUGCUUGAGCACCAGUAGGCGAAGCCUGCAGCCUACCGACAUGUCGGCAGGAAUCAUUUGGUGUAUGAGAACUGUGAGGUUCUGUUUUGGGAUCGGGCCGGUUUCCUUUUGUCUGUAGAAUAAAGUCCCAUGUAUAGUGUGCCUGGCAUAGCCUGUAAAUAGAUGAGUGCACCGAGACGCCGCACGGCAGCGGCUGAAGGUAUGUCUCUGCGUCCUGGACGGAGGCAGAAGUCCCAAAUAUUGGUUUUGGGUGAGCGCACACCACACCAACUCGAGGCAAAACCUGCGACAUUGCGAAUGGUUCAAUCGUCCCUUUUGAUCUAUACAUAAUUUGACUCACUCUCUGCUCUGCGCGGGC